UACAUUUUAGGCUGCUUUUGCAUUAUAAACAAGUAUAAAAUGUGUGUGUGAAACCGGCCCAAUGUGUUUCGUGCACGCGGAAGACUACAUUCCCCAUGAUACUCACGCCAAAUCAGCCUCGGCCAAUAAGAAGUCCGUUUGUUGAAUGGGCGCAAAAAUCUGUUGUCUGGGUUUACAGGUACACAUUGAGAGAGUUAAUCUCCGGUCAAAACAAAGGGAAAAAUAUUUAACUGUAAUGAACGUUACUGAGCUUUACUCCAACGAGGGGUACGAGUGAAGAGCGACUCUCCGGGAGACAGGUCGCACGUCGUGUCUAGCGUAAUGCUAAACAAACUGCUCGCUGCUACUUCAUGAAUUGAGCUCUUAUUGCUAGCCAGCUAACACGUUAGCGCUGCCUCUUACAAGCAAUGUCCAGUCUACCACAAAAUAACUUGAAGGAACAGCUAGCGAGGCACAGCAAUGCUGCUCAAAGCAAGCAGUCUGUUGCUAAACCUAAACCGGGGGCUUUUUCUUUCAAAAAGAAGUCCUCAUCAGGUACGACCAAGGUGGAAGUCCCUACCAAGGUAAUCAGCUCAAAUGUUUUGGCAAACAGGAAUGUCAAUGUCCACAAGAGCGGUUUGGUGACUCCAUCUCCUUUGACAUUUUCAAACAAGCUUGAGAGACCUCAAAAAUCCAAAAUCAACAACUACUUCUCUGUAAGUUCAAAAUGCAAGUCGGAUACCAUCAGCCCAGCAGAUAUUGCCUCUCCUGCAUCCCAAACACCUUCAGUGGUCUCUGAUAUUAAGUCGGCUCCAGCUAAAUCUGACAGCCUAUCUUGUAGCAGUAAUUCAUUCAAUUUCACAGCUCUGGAUGUGUCACGUAGUUUUCCUGUGGACAACUGGGAUGAUUUAGAUGACUUUGAAACACCAGCCAAGGGAAAAAACAACUCAUUCAGUUCAGAAGUAUCAGAGAAAAGUGGCAAACUACUGCCAUCCCCUACUGGAGAAAAAGCACAAUCGACAGGGAAACUAAACUAUGAUUCCUUAUUUAAAACAUCCAAAUUAACUAGCAAGAGUGGUAAGCAAACCUGCAUGGAAACAGAUGAGCCAGAGGAAAAUGUCAACACUGCUGCAGUUUCACCAGGACCCAGUUUAAACCAGGAACCAGCAGACUGGUCAGAUGAGGAGGAACUUGCCAUUAAGAUGAACAGAAAACAUCCUGCACAUCUAAAGCAUAUCUUGAGUGACAGUGAAGAAGAUAAUAAUGCUGAGCUGGAACCUUUUACAGGAAGCACAGGUAACAAGAAAAUAUGGAUUGACCCAAAGACAAUAGAGAUAGAUGACAACUCUGAGCCUGAAGAUGACCUUGAUUGCAUUCCACCUUCACCCAUCCCUGAUGAGAUCAUUUACGCAGGCUCAGCACUGGAGACAAGAGCUGAAUCAGCUGAUGCUCAAAUUGGAGACAAUGCUGUGAAAUCAAAGAGCCCCGUCGCACUGCAUGAACCAUCCGAGCUCUGCUUAAAAGACAAAACAAAUGAAAAACUUUUUGCUAUCAUGGAGUCCAUUUGUGCUCUGGUUGACUCCAUCCCUGAACAUGAAUUAAUUGCUUUGUCCUGUGGAGAUGAACUUUUACUGAAGAGGGCCCAGAGGAAGAGAAUUCUUGCAACUGGCGGUGACUGUUUGUUUAGGAUGCAGCAGCCAGACAGCACAGUGAUUUCUGAACCCAGCUUCAAAGAAACAUCUUUUUCUAGCAACGGUGUUUCAUCGAACAGCUCUGUGCCUGUGGACUCCAAGAAGCCUCCUCAGCAUAGAAGAUCUUCAGUCAUCUCUGUGGACUAUGACUCUGAUCACUCUGACAGUGUUAUUGAUAUAAAGCCCUUGGAUAAUAAGGACAGCAGGGCAAUAGGUGUUGAAACUGACAGUAUCUGUGACUCUCCAUCAGCACACAGGUUCACAAAGCCAUCUUUUAAUAUAUCUGAGAAAUCAAGCAUUGAUCUUGAUGGCUCAGACCUCUGCUUCUCACCCAAGGACUCAGAGAGUGGUGCGCAGAAGAAAUCGAACAACACCCCAACAUUUGUAGCUGCUGAAGAUGAAGAAAUGGAUGACUUCUAUAAUGACGACUUUGAUAUAGAUGACUUUAAUGACUCUGAUAUCCCAGAUUACUUUGACGAACCACAAACUUCAUCAGCUGUGACUACAGCAGUGAAAGAGGGGGGGCCGAGCAAGUCCUCAUGGGAAAAGAAACCAACAACACCUACUUCUGCUCCAAAGCCAUCAACAAUUUGUUCUCCAGAACCCACCUUCAAAAACCCAGCUCAUGAUCGCUUCAGAGGCUUUAACUUCCCUCAUUCACAAGAGAUGAUGAAGAUCUUUCACAAGCGUUUUGGACUUCAUCAGUUCAGGUUUAAUCAACUAGAAGCGAUUAAUGCUGCACUGCUGGGUGAAGAUGCGUUUGUUUUAAUGCCCACAGGUGGAGGGAAAAGUUUGUGCUAUCAGCUUCCUGCGUGUGUCUCGCUGGGGGUCACUGUGGUGGUUUCUCCACUCAAAUCACUCAUCGUAGACCAAGUUCAGAAACUCACCACUCUGGAUAUUCCAGCAACAAGUCUAUCUGGUGAUAAAAGUGAUAGUGAAGCAUCGAGGAUUUAUAUGCAGCUUUCAAGGAAAGAUCCCAUUAUUAAACUGCUCUAUGCCACACCUGAAAAGGUGAGUGCGAGUAACAGGUUAAUCUCCGCACUGCAGAACUUGUACGAGCGAGGCCUUCUGGCUCGGUUUGUCAUAGAUGAAGCCCAUUGUGUCAGUCAGUGGGGCCACGAUUUCCGCCCAGACUACAAGAAGCUGCAUGAACUGCGUCAGAAGUUCCCUAAUGUGGCAAUGAUGGCUCUGACAGCCACAGCUACUCCUCGAGUACAGAAAGACAUCCUCAACCAGCUGAACAUGAGUCGACCCCAAGUGUUUACGAUGAGCUUCAACAGAACAAACCUGAAGUACUCAGUGCUGCCCAAGAAACCCAAAAAGGUGGAUGAGGACUGCACCAGCUGGAUCAAGAAGCACUACCCACGUGACUCUGGCAUCGUGUACUGCCUGUCUCGUAAUGACUGUGAUGCCAUGGCCGAGAGUCUUCAGAGAGCAGGGUUAUCAGCCCUGUCGUAUCACGCAGGACUCAGUGACAGUGACCGAGAGUAUGUGCAGACCAAAUGGAUCAAUCAGGAUGGUUGCCAGGUCAUCUGUGCCACCAUAGCCUUUGGCAUGGGCAUUGACAAGCCUGAUGUGCGCUAUGUGAUCCACGCUAGUCUGCCUAAAUCAAUGGAAGGAUACUACCAGGAGUCAGGGAGAGCUGGCAGGGAUGGAGAGAUCUCUCACUGCAUUCUCUUUUACUCCUACACCGACGUCCAGCGCAUCAAGAGGAUUAUCAGCAUGGACAGAGAAGGUGACAGACACACCAAGGCAACUCACUACAACAACCUACACAGCAUGGUGCACUUCUGUGAGAACGUGAUGGAGUGCAGAAGAAUUCAGCUGCUCGCUUACUUCGGAGAGCUGAAGUUCAACAGAAACUUUUGUAAGGACCAUCCAGACGUCAGCUGCGACAACUGUACCAAACCCAACCAAUACAAGAUGCGAAACGUGACUGAAGACGUGAAAAAGAUCGUGAGGUUUGUCCAGGAGAACUGUGAGAAAGUCGGAGCAAGGUUUGGCAAGACUGCUAACCAAAACAGACUGACCCUCAACAUGCUUGUGGAUAUCUUCAUAGGCUCUAAAGCUGCCAAGGUACAGACAGGAAUGUUUGGCAUUGGAGCAGCCUACUCCAGACACAAUGCUGACCGUCUUUUUAAAAAGCUGGUUCUGGAUAACGUCCUGGUUGAAGACCUCUACAUCACCAAUGGUGGGCAAGCUGUGUCUUAUAUCUCCGCUGGAACAAAAGCAAUGAAUGUGCUGUCUGGACACAUGCAGGUGGAGUUUUAUGAGACUGAGAGCGCGUCCACCAUCAGGAAACAUAAAGCUGCCACGGCGAAGAACGUCUCCCGGAGAGAGGCGAUGGUGCAGGAGUGUCUUAAGGAGCUGUUGGAUCUCUGCAAGCAGCUGGGGAAAGCGUUUGGCCUUCAUUAUUACAACAUUUUCUCCACUGCCACAUUGAAAAAGAUAGCUGAAAAGCUUUCUUCUGACCCUGAAGUCCUCCUGCAAAUUGAUGGUGUAACAGAAGAUAAACUGGACAAGUAUGGAGCUGAAGUGAUUCAGGUCCUACAGAAAUAUUCUGAGUGGCAGCUACCUGAGGAGCAGGCUGACAGUGGAGGCGACGGGUGGAUAGACACGGCACGAGGUCGCACUCGUGGAAAUGACGAGGAUGACACGGAGUCCUCCACCUACUUCCGUAAUAAGUCUGCACAGGGACAGAAGAGAAAGAAGGCUCCGUUCUUCAAGUAUUCCAAGAAGAAAAAAGGAUGUGGCAACACAAGCUCCGGUUCUAAAGGCCGUGGCUACAGCAGCAAUAAAUCCUGGUCGUCCUCCAGCUCCAGGGGUGGAGGUCGAGGGUCCAGGAGCUCAGCAGGUGAUGCAUCAGCAGGCAGGAGACCAGGAUUACUGGCAGCCCCGAUGCCUCAAAGCAGCCAGCGUCCGUUCUUAAAGCCAGUAUUUUCACACUUGAGCUAGGACUCCUUCGUCCCGUAUCUGACUUUGUAGACUAGUAAGCUAAUUUUCUAAUCCACCAAGCUGCUGCUUCAUAUUGGACCAGCUAAAACGGCAUUUUCUGUACAGUUAUCGCAUGUUUAUAUUGUUGUACAUUUUUACUUUCUGUGGCUGGAAUCCUUCCCUGCACUUUUAUGUGCUUAUCUUAUUUGAUAAUAAAAAUAAAUUAAAAUUU
This is a messenger RNA of Haplochromis burtoni (Burton's mouthbrooder), 4836 nucleotides long. It is a transcript of the gene blm, whose product is annotated as BLM RecQ like helicase. Gene Ontology annotation, cellular component: cytoplasm; chromosome; nucleus. The record is from RefSeq and is a predicted model, not a curated record. Bases 408 to 4625 code for a protein of 1405 amino acids. Gene Ontology annotation, molecular function: DNA binding; ATP binding; 3'-5' DNA helicase activity. The transcript is spliced from 21 exons. NCBI's taxonomy places the organism in Eukaryota, Metazoa, Chordata, Actinopteri, Cichliformes, Cichlidae. Gene Ontology annotation, biological process: DNA replication; telomere maintenance; double-strand break repair via homologous recombination.